Molecule: messenger RNA, 845 nt
Organism: Girardinichthys multiradiatus
Lineage: Eukaryota; Metazoa; Chordata; Actinopteri; Cyprinodontiformes; Goodeidae
Gene: cnep1r1
Product: CTD nuclear envelope phosphatase 1 regulatory subunit 1
Exons: 6
Coding region: 125-502 (125 amino acids)
Cellular component (GO): Nem1-Spo7 phosphatase complex; cytoplasm
Source: RefSeq, a predicted model, not a curated record
AAUAGUAUCGUAGUUGAGGAUCUACCCAACGCUGAUUGGUCAGCAGGCCCGUCCUUCAGUUGAGGGGGAACAACGGCACAACUAAACAACACUCAAACAGCGGGUUGGUGUUGUCGGUUUAGACAUGAAUUCUUUGGAGCAGGCCGAAGAUCUGAAGGCGUUUGAGAGAAGGCUGACUGAGUAUGUCUCCUGUUUACAACCUGCAACGGGCAGGUGGAGGAUGAUUUUGAUAGUGGUGUCCGUUUGCACAGCCACAGGGGCUUGGAACUGGUUAAUAGACCCAGACACUCAGAAGGUCACUUUCUUUUCAUCACUUUGGAAUCAUCCCUUCUUUACCAUCAGCUGCAUCACGCUAAUAGCUCUCUUCUUUGCUGGGAUACACAAACGGGUCGUCGCACCCUCGAUAAUUGCUGCCCGCUGCCGCACAGUUUUAACAGAAUACAACAUGUCCUGUGAUGAUACGGGAAAACUCAUUCUCAAACCCCGACCAAACAUUCAGUAACUACCGUCCAGUGCGCUCUGUUCAGUUAGUUUUCAUCAAUUGUUGACCUCUCAUCGGUCCUUCAAGCAGCCUGAGCUUAUCAGCGAGGGGGCACGACGCUGAGGAAGAUUUCAUCAUCAUUGUUUGGAAUGAAGAAAUUGACAGAUAGAGGCUUUUUAAAAGUGUGGCUGUGAUUAUUAUUAUUAUUAUUGAAGCUGCUGAUCGGCGCACACAACCCUUGAUGUAUUUUACGAGGCUAGAGUAUAGAUGUGUUUAUUUCUCUUUCUGAAGUUGAGCAUGUAUUUUAUCUAAAUGUUUCUAUUUUUAAAUUUAUUUACUUAAUAAACACACAAAGUGUGAAAAA